ACAACAUUUUCAAUCUCCUUUGUUUACUCAUUUUUAGAGUUUUAUGGUGCCCAGCAAUUAUUGAGAUGUUUGCUUUCUUUUUCUGCUAGUUUCUAAAAGAGACUCAACUAUCAAGCUUCUGCAGGCUUUCUUCAUCAGAUAUCAUGGAGACACAGUUUGCAAUCAAGAAAGAUGCCACUGAAUUAAUAGGGAAUACUCCAUUGGUAUAUCUUAACAAUAUUACUGAAGGCUGUGUUGCUCGAAUCGCUGCUAAGCUAGAAUACUUGCAAUCCUGCUGCAGUGUUAAAGAUAGAAUAUCAUUAAGCAUGAUUGAAGAUGCUGAAAACAAAGGCCUCAUUACACCUGGAAAGACUGUCCUUGUUGAGCCUACAAGUGGUAACACCGGCAUAGGAUUGGCGUCUAUAGCAGCGCUGAGAGGCUAUAAGCUUUUAGUGACUAUGCCAUCUUAUGUGAGUCUUGAGAGAAAAAUUAUACUGCUAGCUUUUGGAGCUGAGGUGUAUUUGACAGAUCCUGCCAAAGGAAUUGAUGGUGUUUUUGAGAAAGCGGAAGAGCUAUUAGCGAAGACGCCUAAUAGUUAUAAGCUCAAUCAAUUUGAAAACCCUGCCAAUGCAAAGAUUCAUUAUGAGACAACUGGCCCUGAGAUUUGGAGAGACUCUGGAGGGAAAAUUGAUGCUUUGGUUGCAGGGAUAGGAACCGGGGGAACUGUAACAGGUACAGGGAAGUUCCUCAAGGAGAAAAACUCAGAAAUCAAGGUGUAUGGUGUGGAACCAGCUGAAAGUGCGGUUCUGAAUGGAGGAAAGCCAGGCAAACAUCUAAUCCAAGGGCUCGGUGCCGGUAUCGUUCCCCCUAUUCUGGAAUUUGAUUUUCUAGAUGAAGUUAUUCAGGUUUCAAGUGAAGAUGCUAUAGAAACUGCUAAGUUGCUUGCUUUGAAAGAAGGUUUACUGAUGGGAAUUUCAUCCGGUGCUGCUGCUGCAGCUGCAAUAAAACUAGGAAAGAGACCAGAAAAUGCAGGAAAGCUUAUCGUUGCGAUUUUUCCCAGUUUUGGAGAACGUUAUCUGUCUUCAGCACUUUUCGAAUCAAUCCGGCAUGAAGCUGAACAAAUGACAUUUGAUUGAAAUGCAUAAAUUGCUUAAUUAAAAAGUCAUUCACAUUCAAACUCUACUGUCACAAGCUGUGGUUUAUAAUAAUUUGAACAGCAUUUGAAUAAUGGCGUUUGGAUAGCACUUCAAUAAGUGUCCACAAGACAUGACUUAUUAACA
This is a messenger RNA of Lathyrus oleraceus (garden pea), 1259 nucleotides long. Its product is annotated as cysteine synthase. The transcript has 10 exons. The coding region runs from base 144 to 1115 and encodes 323 amino acids. The record is from RefSeq and is a predicted model, not a curated record. Lineage: Eukaryota; Viridiplantae; Streptophyta; Magnoliopsida; Fabales; Fabaceae. Gene Ontology annotation, molecular function: cysteine synthase activity.